Exophiala aquamarina CBS 119918 is the source of this 999-nucleotide messenger RNA. RefSeq lists its product as uncharacterized. Gene Ontology annotation, biological process: protein import into nucleus; spindle pole body duplication. Gene Ontology annotation, cellular component: nuclear pore transmembrane ring; nuclear outer membrane. The record is from RefSeq and is a predicted model, not a curated record. The coding region runs from base 1 to 999 and encodes 332 amino acids. The transcript has 2 exons. NCBI's taxonomy places the organism in Eukaryota, Fungi, Ascomycota, Eurotiomycetes, Chaetothyriales, Herpotrichiellaceae.
AUGUCGUCCACUGUAACGUCGCUUUCCACCAACACUGAUCGCCAGAUCUUGCCGCAGACGCCCAGCGCGAGGGACUCCAAGAAAGCAACUGACCUUGUUGGUCCUACAGCGCCCAACCCUUCCCCAGGCAGGUUUAGGCAUCCUAAGACAUCGGAGAUCAUCGCAAGACAAGCCGCUACGAAGCUCACACCCAAGCGCAGUUGGAAUGCACUGCUCAAUCUAACGGCUCUACUUUUAUCCUUCUGGCUCAGUUACAUUGUCCGCGUAAGCGAUGUCGUGCUCCUCUACUUGUUCGACAGCUCGAUUGCCUCCUGGUAUCACCCUUAUAUGGGAAUUGUACUCGUCCUGCUGCGUCUCAACUUUUGCGCCAGAAUCAUUCGUUCCCUCCGCCCAGCGAUUCCGUAUAUCUCAAAACAAGACGACAUCUCGGACAUUCCAUUGACACCUUCACAACGGGCGUUGCUGGGCCUCAAUCCCUCUAUUCAAUCAACACCAGCAUCAGUGGCUUCUGAUGUCCAUUAUAUCACCCCUCCCAAGUACCGACGUUCAUCAGGCUCGUUUUCUGGUACAUCUAAUGGCGGUCUAACCACCGAUCGCCGGAGUGUGUCCGCAACCUAUUCAGACUCACCUUUCUCUGCAUCUCGACACACGCUCGGUUUCUCGCAAACUCCACAUUCAACUCGGCGCGCGUCUGGGUCGCCAUUUUCACCAUCUCCGACUGCAAGUCCAUUGUUUCAUAAAGCUGUCAAUCAGUCAUCUCAGAAAGCUCCAGAUAUUGACUUCAGCGCCAGCACACAGUCCUUUGGGCUCAGUACAGGAACCGGUCUCGGCAGAUCCCAAAGCCUACGUGAGAGUUCGAGGAGAGAUAGUCUAGACCCGGGCUCACCGACACCAGGAACUAGGAGUCCUCAGCUGGUACCUGGUGUAAAUUAUAAGUGGCUAUAUGAGAAAGGUAGAAAGCUACCGAAAAGCGAGUCUUUUGGAUCAUUCGGUUUAUGA